AUGACCCAUGCCACCAAGGCUAUCUACAAGUGGCUGAUACAGGAUAAUGUCCGAGUCAGCAAUACAUCCUCCUCCUCCGAUCAACGGACAAGUCUCUACAAUGAACAUGAUCAUCUUUCAACCCUCCCCAUCAUUGAAACAAUCGACUUCAACACCACCCACACCAUCAACAGUAUUAGAAUCACUCCGUUCCCGGCUGGCCAUGUGCUUGGCGCCGCCAUGUUCCUCAUAUCCAUCGCCGGACUGAAUAUUCUAUUCACAGGCGACUAUUCUAGAGAAGAGGACCGCCACUUAAUUUCAGCAGAAGUACCUAAGGGGGUGAAAAUAGAUGUCAUGAUCACAGAGUCUACCUUCGGAAUAUCAUCCAAUCCUCCUCGCCUUGAGCGAGAAGCCGCCCUCAUGAAAUCAGUUACCAGUAUUAUAAAUCGGGGAGGGAGAGUUCUCAUGCCCGUCUUUGCACUUGGACGAGCACAGGAGCUACUCUUGAUUCUAGAUGAGUACUGGAGCCGACACCCAGAAUUACAGAAAGUUCCCAUUUACUAUAUUGGAAACAUGGCUCGUCGGUGUAUGGUUGUGUAUCAAACAUACAUCGGAGCUAUGAAUGAGAACAUAAAACGGCUGUUCCGCCAACGCAUGGCUGAGGCUGAAGCUAGAGGAGACAAGAGCGUCACCGCUGGCCCCUGGGAUUUCCGUUUUGUUCGAAGCCUAAGGAACCUCGACCGUUUUGAAGAUGUUGGAGGGUGCGUAAUGCUUGCUUCUCCUGGUAUGCUCCAAACUGGAACCAGCAGAGAGCUCCUAGAGAGGUGGGCACCAAAUGAACGCAAUGGUGUCAUCAUGACAGGUUACAGCGUUGAGGGUACCAUGGGAAAACAGAUAAUCAAUGAGCCCGAACAGAUACCAGCUGUUAUGAGCGCCAAAAAUUCUGCAGGCCCUAGUGAUGAUCAGAAAAUCAUGAUUCAGCGAAGGUGUACCGUCGAUGAGAUCAGUUUUGCUGCCCACGUUGACGGUGUGGAGAAUAGGGAGUUUAUCGAAUCAGUCGCUGCUCCCGUCGUCAUCCUUGUUCAUGGAGAGAAACACCAAAUGAUGAGGCUGAAAUCCAAACUUUUGAGUUUGAAUGUAGACAAAGAAGUAAAGGUCAAAGUCUACACUCCUGCAAACUGUGAUGAAGUCCGCAUCCCAUUCAUGGUUGACAAGGUUGCCAGAGUCGUCGGUCGACUUGCAGAGACUUCACCACCCAUAGGCCAAGAUGAUUCUCGAUUAAUGGAUGGCGUUCUCGUCCAGAAUGGCUUCAAAUUAUCGAUGAUGGCCUCUGACGACCUUAGAGAAUAUGCCGGACUCACUACAACAAUGGUUACUUGCAAACAGUAUAUUACCCUCAGCACCGCAAGCAUUGAUCUUAUACGCUGGGCGUUAGAGAGUACCUUCGGUCUGAUCGAAGAGAUCAACUCGCCUUCGAGUGAAGCCGUGAAGGGCUCUAAUGGCGAUUCAAGCGAAACGCAGGAUGACUCGGUAAUCAAAAAAGGUGAAGAAGCGGACGAGGAGAUACCCUUUAGCGAACUAACCACAUACCUAAUAAUGGGUUGUGUCUUCGUGAAAUAUAAUCCACAACGGCGCGAAGUUGAGGUAGAAUGGGAAGGUAAUAUGAUGAAUGACGGUGUUGCCGAUGCUGUUAUGGCGGUAUUGCUCACAGUUGAAAGUAGCCCCGCAGCUGUUAAACGUUCGAGUAAAAAUAAACAGUGCCAUAACCAUGCGCCGCCACUCCCAAGCAAUCCUCAUUCUCAGCUCACUCCUGACGAGCGCUUUAUGCGUCUAUGUAUGAUCCUUGAGGCCCAGUUUGGGUCGGAAAUUGCUCCCAUCGAGCGCCCGAAAUUGAAAUACCAUGGUGGUCGGAAGGAAAGAUCUCCAUCUACAGCCGAGGACGCAGGCAAGGUCGACACUCCUGACAUCGAUGAACCUGAAGACGAAGAGGAACUCCGAGAAAUGGAAGAGCUAGAGCUCGCCCGUCUACAGUCUCUCGGCAUACCUGUGCCGGGGGUUGAAAUCAAGGUUGAUAACCACAUCGCUCGCGUCUGGCUUGAGACACUCGAGGUUGAAUGUUCCUACCCGGUGUUAAGAGACCGUGUUAGGGUGGUGGUCGAGAGGGCAGUUGAAACCGUUGCUGACAUGUGGAAUACAAAAGCUGGUAGUGCCAUGCCAGUCAAGGCUAUUCCAAACGGGUCUAACACGAUCAAGACUGAGCAGGUUGUUUAG
This is a messenger RNA of Trichophyton benhamiae CBS 112371, 2250 nucleotides long. RefSeq lists its product as uncharacterized. The record is from RefSeq and is a predicted model, not a curated record. Gene Ontology annotation, molecular function: 5'-3' exonuclease activity; RNA endonuclease activity; RNA binding. Gene Ontology annotation, cellular component: mRNA cleavage and polyadenylation specificity factor complex. Bases 1 to 2250 code for a protein of 749 amino acids. The transcript has 3 exons. Gene Ontology annotation, biological process: mRNA 3'-end processing by stem-loop binding and cleavage. Lineage: Eukaryota; Fungi; Ascomycota; Eurotiomycetes; Onygenales; Arthrodermataceae.